AUGAUUGGUCUGCGUGCGAUUUUGGGUGUCUUCUUGCUAAUGGCCUUAGUGAAUAUUUUUGCAGUUAAUGCGGAAGAGGAGGAUGUUUGCAGUCAACCCGCUGAUCGUGGUCAUUGCCGUGCUCUGCUAUGGCGGUACCACUACGAUAUCGUUUCAAAUAGCUGUCAAACCUUUGCUUAUGGCGGUUGCGGCGGAAAUGAUAAUAACUUUGAAGCUAUAGAGGACUGCGAAGCUACAUGUUUGGAAUAGUAUAAACUUUAUACUAACU
This is a messenger RNA of Rhagoletis zephyria (snowberry fruit fly), 268 nucleotides long. RefSeq names its product PI-actitoxin-Aeq3a-like. NCBI's taxonomy places the organism in Eukaryota, Metazoa, Arthropoda, Insecta, Diptera, Tephritidae. Gene Ontology annotation, molecular function: serine-type endopeptidase inhibitor activity. The record is from RefSeq and is a predicted model, not a curated record.